Messenger RNA from Kalmanozyma brasiliensis GHG001, 1377 nucleotides. RefSeq lists its product as uncharacterized. Bases 1 to 1377 code for a protein of 458 amino acids. The transcript has a single exon. The record is from RefSeq and is a predicted model, not a curated record. NCBI's taxonomy places the organism in Eukaryota, Fungi, Basidiomycota, Ustilaginomycetes, Ustilaginales.
AUGCCACCUCUCCCACUCAAUGGCAGCUCUUACCCACCUUCCUCUUCAGGCUACGCCCCGCUUGAUCGGGAGGACGAGCUGGAGCCCUCUUUCCCCUGCUCAUCCGUCACACGCCGAACAUUCACCCACUCGCCCUACCGCUCGCGCGCCAACGACCCGACCGACCUAUUGCAAACGUUCCUCUCCGACACGCGACCGCAUGCCGAACACGCGAAAGCCCUUUCUCUGCGAAUCACCCUCGGGCGGAGCGGAAAACGGAUCGAGCUGCCAUUGCCGAAGUUGACGGUGCAGGAUGCGCUCCCGUUCGCAGUGGCGGAUGACGUACCGUGUCUGCGCGGGCUACCGAGUGCGGGUACGAGAGGAUGGGGUGAUGCUGUGCGGGGACUGAUUGGUGAGCUCACCGGCUCAACCCCUAGGCACGCCAGGGAAGGGGCCUUGCAGGUGUGGAACGCCUCGCAAAAGCGCCCGCUCUACGCAACAUCAGAAGAAGUCGACCGUUCUCAUACUCGGUUUGCAACGGGAACGAUCCCCCCGUGGACGUCGGUGAAUGACGACUUCCUCCCCGCACCACCCACCGUCCCCGCGCCUACCGAAGAGCAACAGGGGCAAGACGACGUAGAUAAGCUCUUCGACGCUUCCAGUGGGAUGGGCGACUUCGACCUCGCCUCGGUAUUCGCCAAGACUCGACAGCGCAAAACAUCAUGGCUUGUGUCGGGAGGGCUGCAGGAGGCGAUGGAGUGCUUUGCGGACGAUCGACAUUUUUCCAAGCGACUGAGGUGUCGGGAGGCCGUGUGGGGGUGGGAUUUGGUGAAGCUCCGGAGGAGUGUGAGGGAGAUCGCACGCGACGGAGGGAAGGGUAAGGGGAGACAGCAGGAUUCGGAGGAGGAGGAGUUGGAGGUCGAGGUGGUUGGAUUAGAGGAUGGGCCGGUGUAUCAUGUCGUCUGGGCACCCAUUCCAUACCUUGCGACGAGAUGGCGAGGAAUGUUCGAGACGAGAGGCGCGCUCAUCGCCAUCGUCAUCACCAGCACCCUCUUCGUGGGAAGCAUACUGCUGGGCAUGAUUAGCAACACGCUCUUCCUCAUCGUCACGCUGCUAUCCCUGCUGACGUGGGGUAUGCUCAUGCGGUUGGUACGAACACAGCAUCGGUGCGUCUACGACACGAUCGGUACCGCGUGGUGUCUCAGUCCGAGGUGGAUCAAGCUCGUCCACGUCGACCCCUCGUGGGAGCACGCUGCGGUGAUGGACAGUCUCGGCGAGAGCGCCGCCCAGGCGAAGAUCGCCAGCCGGGACGACGGGUGGUAUAUUGAACGAGGCGUCGAUCAGGAUGACUGGCUGACCUCACAUCGAGACCGCUUAGUGCACUGGUGUACAACGUGA